Molecule: messenger RNA, 2071 nt
Organism: Calliphora vicina (urban bluebottle blowfly)
Lineage: Eukaryota; Metazoa; Arthropoda; Insecta; Diptera; Calliphoridae
Product: protein 5NUC-like
Exons: 7
Coding region: 164-1978 (604 amino acids)
Biological process (GO): AMP catabolic process
Cellular component (GO): plasma membrane
Molecular function (GO): 5'-nucleotidase activity; metal ion binding; nucleotide binding
Source: RefSeq, a predicted model, not a curated record
UGAUUGUCGGUUGUAUGAUCUUAUUUGAAUUGAGGAAUUGUAGCGCUUGCUGCUAGUGUUUCUCUACUCUUAAAAAUAAAAAUCGUUUAUACUGUGUCAGUUUGAUUUUAAGCAUCGAGCGCGAAAUAUACAAACACUCACUAAAACGGGGCAUCCAUAAAAUAUGUUGUCCAAGAGCCAAUUAUUGUUGGCCCAUGUAUGUGGCCUUUUGGUGUGUUUGGGCCAAAUUAAUGGCAAUCCUGUCGGUUUUGCAAACGAUCAUGUGGCUACCGAAUUCAUAAUAUUGCACAACAAUGAUAUGCAUGCACGUUUUGAGCAGACGAGUGUAGACAGUGGCAAAUGUACCACCGAACUGGCCAAUACCAAUAAAUGCUAUGGAGGAUUCGCUAGAGUGGCACAUGAAGUUCGUAAAUUUCGCCAAGAAGCUAAUGAGGGAGGUACUCCAGUGUUGUAUCUUAAUGCGGGUGAUACAUACACCGGCACGCCCUGGUUUACGGUUUUCAAAGACAAUAUAACCGCUGCCUUCCUAAACAAAUUGCAACCGGAUGCAAUAUCUCUAGGAAAUCACGAAUUUGAUGAGAAUGUAGCAGGAUUGGUGCCUUUCCUUAAUGCAGUCACAUUCCCCGUUUUGACUACCAACUUGGAUGUCAGAAAAGAACCGGCUCUAGCAAAAGCGAAAAACUUUUACAAUUCCACAAUUUUAGAUGUACGUGGCGUAAAAGUUGCUGUCAUCGGUUACCUAACGCCCGAAACUAAAUAUUUGACGGUGCCCAAUGAAGUCGAGUUCAUGGAUGAAAUUGUUUCAAUCAAUGAGGAAGCUGAACGUAUCAAGAAACAAGGUAUCAAUAUUAUCAUUGCAUUGGGACAUUCCGGUUACCUAAAGGAUCAAGAGAUUGCUAUGAAAUGUCCUGAUGUGGAUCUUGUAAUUGGUGGCCAUACAAAUACAUUCUUAUACAAUGGUGACCAACCCGAUGCCGAGCGUAUUGAUGGUCCUUAUCCAACGGUGGUUAAACAGCACAGUGGCAAAGAAGUACCCGUCGUCCAAGCCUACGCCUAUACAAAAUACUUGGGUAAACUACAUGUACAAUUUGACAGUGCGGGAAAUCUAAUUGAAUUCGAUGGCACUCCUAUUCUUUUGAAUGCUGAAAUACCCAGAGAUGAUGAUCUACUCCAGUUACUUGAAGUAUAUAGGCCAAAUAUCACCGCAUUGGAGUCGAAUGUAGUUGGACGCACAAAGGUGCAUUUAGAGGGUCGCGCCGAAAUUUGUCGCAGUGGCGAGUGUAAUCUGGGCAAUAUGGUAGCUGACUCAAUGGUAUACGCAAGAGUAUUGGAAAAUCAAGGUGGCUCAUAUUGGACGGAUGCACCAAUCGCCUUCAUACAGGGCGGAGGUAUUCGCAGCUCUAUUGAAAAACGAUCAGAUGGAUCAAUUCUCGCCACUGAUGUUUUAUCUGUGCUGCCGUUUGGAAAUGAUUUGUACAUAUCAAAAAUUUCGGGUAAAAUUAUUUGGAAUGCUUUAGAACAUUCCGCUGCUAUGGAGGCAAAAGAUUCCAAUGGUGGAUUCCUACAAAUGUCAGGUGUACACACAGUCUUUGACUAUAACAAAGACAUUGGAAGCCGUGUUGUUUCAGCAGAUGUCCGCUGCUCCGAAUGCAAAGUGCCCGCCUACGAACCCUUGCAACUGGAUAAAUCUUACAAUGUAAUUGUACAAAAAUUCCUUAUUGAUGGCGGUGAUGGUCACACUUUCGUAGAGAACAAUAACACCCAACGAUUGCAGAAAGAUGAUUACGGUGCUUUAUUGCAAUAUCUGAACCAACGUGAGUUCGUUUACCCAGAAGUUGAAGAAAGAAUUACAAUAAUUGCCAAAAAGAACAAUGGAGGAAAUGAGGACAACGGAGAUGAUGGUGCCAUGAUGUCUGUGUCAAGUUCUAUGUUAAUGGUUGCCGUAAUGGCACUUCUUACAGUUAAUUUUACCAACUAAAGUUAUAUUUAAUCUAAUCAAUAAAAAUUUAUAAAAAAACUCAGGAACAUUUUGUAUUAUAAAUAUCAAUAAAGUCCCGAGAUUGUUAUUUAA